AAUCACUUACUUUAGCAGUUAACAAUCAGAAUUGGAUAUUAGAUUUUGAACCAAAAGAUGAUAUAUUAAAACAGAAAAAAAGACAAUCUUAUGUUAGAGUAAUGGAUCAAAAUCAUAUAUCACGUAAUACUAUUCGAUCAUUAGCAAAAAUUAAUUCUGAAAUUGAAUGUGAAUAUAAAAUUAGUGAGGAAAAAAUCAAUAUUAAUAAAAUAAUGCAAGGUUUUAUACCACUUAGUAUUAUAGAUAUAAAUGCAGAUAUUUCUAAUACUACAGAAAUUAAUAAUGGGAUUCAUAUUGAUGAUCCUAAUAUAGUUCAAGAUCGACAUUAUACAAUAAUCUUAUAUCCAGGAAUUGAAAAUUAUAUAUAUUUACAAAAAGCUUUAAUACCAUUAAUUCAAGAAUUAGAUGAUAUAAAUAAAAAUGGUAUUAAUGAUAAAUUUGGAAAUAUAUGGAAUGUUGAAUUAUAUUUUUCCUCAGAUUGGAAAUUUUUAGCAUUAUGCCUUGGAUUAAAUAAUGCUAAUGCAACAUAUUUUUGUCCUUACUGCAAUUGUAAUAAAAAAGAAAUUGGAUUAUACAAUAAAAAUUGGAAGAAAAAAAAUAUGAAUAUGCUUGUUGAUAAUUAUACUUCAU
This is a messenger RNA of Cetraspora pellucida, 630 nucleotides long. The record is from the annotation of a GenBank genome assembly. NCBI's taxonomy places the organism in Eukaryota, Fungi, Glomeromycota, Glomeromycetes, Diversisporales, Gigasporaceae.